AUGGAGAAUCGAAAGGAAUUUGUGUGGUUCCCGGCGGAGGAAUCUGAAUGGGUCCUUUGCCAGAAGCUUAGCAGGACUCCUGCUGGAGGCGCCACCCUUCGGCUGGGCAAGAAGGAGUUCGUGGUAUCACCGGAAGAGCAGCGAUUGGUGCUGCCGCGACCAGGGCAGGUGGCACAAAACUAUGCUUCGCUGGAGAAGGAUGGGCUCGGCGCUGGUCAGGUCGAAGAUGCGCUUCGUAACCAGUUUUGCAGUACGAAUCCGUACUCCAACAUCAACAUGGUGACCUUGUGCAUCAAUCCCUUCAGACCCCUGAAGAUUUUCGGCGAGACGUACGUCGAGAAGUACUCCGCUUUGGACCCUAAUCUGCCGCCGCACAUCUUCAACGCCUCCGCCAGUGCAUACAAGCGAAGUAUGGACAAAAAGGAACAUCAGGUCCUCUUGCUGCUGGGAGACGGAUGCACAGGAAAGUCGAUGGCACGCGAGCACGUGCUUAGCUUCUUCGAUCAAAACGCUGGCGAUGGUAGUGGCGAAUUCAAGCAGAUGUUGGCUAUUCUGGCUCCAUUCAUCUCGGCCCAGUGCCGUUGUGGUCGGCAGAUUUGGCAAUCCACUCGAGCUAUCUUGGAGGUCGAGCUUGGGUUGGCUGCAGAUGGCUUCACAUGCCGCACCCUUGCCAGCGUGAAGAUGUUGGAGACAGGUCGCCUUGCACGCAGCAUGGACGCCGGCUUCAAGACCUUCGAUGCUCUGUAUCUUGCAGCCAAGGAUGAAAGGGCGAAGGCGUGGUUGGGCACCGCGGUGGAGUUCCGACUACUCGGGGAAGAGAUCGAGAUUGAAGAGUAUGACGAGGAAGGCUCUGCACAGAAAAGCUGGAUCGAGGCGCUGGCUUCUUUCGAGAUCGAUGAUGCCGCGGUAGUCCGAAUCCUGUGUGGCUUGAUCCUCCUUGCAGAGCUGCGCUUCAACGGGUCCCCGGGAUCCCUGCGCUGCGAGCCGGAAGGAGGUGUGGAAGCUGCCGCCCAAGCCUUCGGGGUGAACGCCGGGUCGCUUUGGGACUCCCUCGUGGAUGGCUCGGCCUCGCCCCAGGAUGCGGCCUUGUGUGCAGAUGCAGCCGUAGCGGAAGUCUACUGUCGGCUUGUGGACUUGAUCCUUCGGCACAGCAACGAGCACUUUCCAGCCGAAGCUAAGGCGAUCACCCGCCGCAUCAAAGUCCUGGAGCUUCCCUCUGGCUCUGACGCGCCCGGAAUCCAUCGCCUCCUCACCCAGCUCUUGAACGAGGCUCGGUUCGCACGGAUGCUUCGCACCGCUCGCGGAUCGGAGGUGAGCGACGAAUUGCGGGAUGAGUCCGAGCCGCAGGCGGCGGCUGCCAGAGCGGAGGCCUUGUGUCGAAGCUGCCUGGGAGCAUUGCAGAGCGGCUCGCCGCUACAGAACUGGGCACAGGCGCAAGAGCCUUCCGACAGCUUUGCCUUGGAAGGGGAGGUGGCCUCCAUCAGCGGUGCUUGUGGGCCUGUCGAACAUACACUCAGCAGCCUGGAGUCUGGAGCGGCUUUGGACACGGUUGAUCUCAUGGACUUCCUCCACAUUCUUUCAAAAUCCAGCUGCAAGUACCUUCGAGAACUUGCCGAGACAUCUCGUGAAGCCCCGUGCUUGGACGAAGCUGCAGAGGCUUCAGAGGCUCUUUUGGCCCACCUCGAGCCGCAGCAGGCAUCGACGACCUGGCUGGUUUGCUGCCUUCGCCCGAACGAUGCGGGCCACCCCGACCGCGUGAACAGAAACGUGAUGCUCCGGCAAACUGAGCAGCUCCGCUUGGCUGACAUGGUUCAUCUGACAGACAAGAACAGCUGCUUUCUCUGGUCGUUGAAAGCAUUCCGUGAGAAGUACGCCGAGUUGGUGCCGGCGCUGGCGGACUCCACUCCGGACGAGGAGGUCUGCCGCAUCAUCGUGAAGUCUGCUGGAGGUGGCGAGGGAACGGUGGGUGCAGAGAACGUGUUCGGUGGCGAGAUCCUGGAACGUCUCUUAGAGCACAAGCUGCAGGAGAAGAUGGCUGGUGCCCAGCACCUGGAAGGCACCAAAUCGGAGAUGAAACAGCUUAUGGAGGAGAAGCUCAGGAUGGAAACUUUGCAGCGAGAGCAGCAGCAGACCGAGCGCCUGAAGGAGCUGGAGUCGCUUCGUGGCCAACACGAAGAUCAGCAGAACAAGCAGCAGCAGUUGAUGCAGCAGCUUCAAGAGCAGCAGUUGCAGCUGCAGAAGCAACACCAAGAGCAGAUGCAAGAACAGAUGGAGGCUUUGAGGAAGCAGCAGGAGCUGGAGCUUGAACGCUUGCGGAAGCAGCAAGAAGAGGUAUCUGCUGCAGCCACUGCCGCAUUGAAUCCCGUCGUCCCUGAGACAUCGCCGACAGUCUUGCCACCAGAGGACAUGGUGCCGGUGACAGUGGCAGCAGAAAGUUCAGUGCCCUUGAGAUCGAGGAGCUUCGGAAAGCCCCGAGAAGCCCCGCCGGCCUCUUUUCACUACCGCUUCCGGGCCCCAGGAAACACCGAGGAGGAGGGGCAGCCUCGGCAGAGCUAUCCAGCGCUUCAUGCUGCAUUGGCCCAGAUGGCCGCAAUUCUCCGUGUCGCCAAAGAGAGGGAGCAAAGCUUUCAGGCGCAUGCAGAGUUUCAUGAUCAAACGCUGCAUGACCUGGAAGCCGAGCGGGAUGGAUGGAGGCAGGAGAUCCGCACGCUGACGCAGCAGGUCAGCGAUCUUCGGCGAAGUGUAGAGGAGCAGCACCCUGGGGUCAGCCCUACUGACCUACUGGGGACAGUGGCAGUCUUCUGGAACGAGUGCCAUGGCUUCGUCUUUCCACUAACAGAUGGCGAGGCCAACUGGGACGGAUGGGUGCGAGCAACCGUCUACAUGGUUGCGAUGCUCUACAUUUUCCUUGGCGUGAACAUCGCAGCAGACAAGUUCGUCAGUGCCAUUGAAGGCAUUACCAGCAUCAAGCGCAGAGUUCUGCAGAGGUCGACAGGGCGUGUCAUCACAGUUAGCGUUUGGAAUGGGACAGUGGCAAACCUGACCUUGCUGGCGUUGGGCUCGUCGGCGCCGGAAAUUCUGUUGUCUGUGGUUGAGAUCAUGGGGCCAUGCCGCCACGCUUGGAUCGCUUUGCCACCAAUUGGGACGUUGCUCAAAGAAUCUUGCGAGUCUCACCCGCAAGAUUCUGAAGGCAUCAGCUGA
Molecule: messenger RNA, 3201 nt
Organism: Symbiodinium sp. CCMP2456
Lineage: Eukaryota; Dinophyceae; Suessiales; Symbiodiniaceae
Source: the annotation of a GenBank genome assembly